AUGAGCGCGUAUUAUGCAGGACAGACAAGCUUCUUCGGUGACAACACUCCCCUUCCAAUCGAGUCCGGUUAUGCCAUUAUUCUUGGCUUCGGAGCUUUCUUUUCGGUGUUGACGACAAUUUUGGUGUACUUGGACAAGUAUGCCAAUGGCACGGAGCACACAUCUGAGUUCUUCAACACAGCAGGCAGAAGUGUGAGGACAGGUCUAACUGCAUCCGUGAUUGUCUCGCAAUGGACUUGGGCAGCAACAUUGUUGCAGUCUUCCAAUGUGGCUUGGAAUUACGGUGUCUCUGGGCCCUUUUGGUAUGCUAGCGGGGCAACAAUCCAAGUUUUGCUCUUCGGCACUCUGGCAAUUGAGGUCAAGCGCCGGGCACCCACAGCUCACAGAGUCUGUGAGAUGGUGCGUGCCAGGUGGGGGAAGGGUGCCCACAUCACAUUCCUUAUCUUUGCUCUAUUGGCAAACGUCAUUGUGACUUCCAUGUUGCUGCUGGGCGGGGCCGCCACGGUGAACGCCUUGACGGGUGUCGACACCAACCUUGCAUCCUUCCUUAUCCCGUGGGGGGUGAUUUUGUACACAGCGGCAGGCGGCCUGAAAGCCACAUUCAUGGCUUCCUACCUGCACGCGGCCAUCAUUUUCAUUGUGCUGGUGAUUUGUGUGUACACGGUGUACGUAAAGAAUUUCUCGUCUGACUUCAUUUAUGAGAGACUGCAGACGGUUGCUGGCUACAGCACAGCUCAAUGUCAGUCCAUCUUCAGCUCAGGUGGUACUACAUUCUUUGAAGCUGGCAAGUAUGCGUGCGGCCCUGUGCCAGAGAACGAGGGGGGCUCGUACUUGACCAUGCUUUCAGGCGGUGGUGCCAAGUUUGGUAUCAUCAAUAUUGUGGGCAACUUCGGCACUGUCUUCGUAGACCAAUCCUACUGGUAG
Molecule: messenger RNA, 924 nt
Organism: Cladocopium goreaui
Lineage: Eukaryota; Dinophyceae; Suessiales; Symbiodiniaceae
Source: the annotation of a GenBank genome assembly